AUGAAUAAAAUUAUUUAUUUGUUUGUUAUUUUAUUAAUUUUUGGAUAUUUUAAUGGUAAAAUAAUUUGCCAAAAUGUUCCACCAAAACAACAUUCUGAAGCUAUUCAAUUACUAGCUCUUACAAAAGGCCCAUCAUAUAAUGCAGUAUGUACUUGGCUCACUUGCGCACCAUUAAAUGAUGGUUCUGGUAAUUAUACAGUUACAAAGAUUAAUUUAUCACUUUUAAAUGGUAUCAAAAGUGCUUUUUUAGACAUUGAUUUCUCUGUUUUUGAAAAUGUUACAAGUAUUACCCUUGGUCAAGGAAUUUAUCCAUCUAAAUUAUUUGACAGUUUAACAAAAUUAACAUCUUUAACAGUUUUAGAUAUUGAUACAUUUAAUUCAACAUAUACAGAUUCAUUAUUAGUUAUGCCAAAAACAAUGUAUCUAAUUAAAAUUUUGAAUAUUGGUACAAAAUUAGGAGUUAAUUUUUUUAAAAGUCCAGCCUAUUAUGUUUCGCUUUACAAUGGUUUACCAGGUUAUGAAUUACCUUCUACUUUUCCAAUUGAUUUCCCAGUAAAUGAAAAAUUAAAUAAUUUGGAUAUUCCAGUUAGACCAGGUUCAGGUUUUCCAAGUAACAUUGGUUCAGCAUUCAAAAAUUUAAAUAAUCUUGAAUUAUAUAUUCAAAAUGGUAAAUUUGAUUCAUCUUAUACAGAUUUUAAUUUUCCAACUUUUAAUGUACCAUUUUAUAACUUAACAAAGUUUUCAAUCAACUUUAUGAAUUUCGAUAGAAAUAUCAAUUUUGCAUACCCUUAUCAAACUUGGCCAUUCCCUUCAAACUUAAUAAAUAUUUCAAGUAAUUUAAAUACUCUUAAUAUUAGGAAUAAUGGAUUUAAUAAAAGUAUCACAGAAAGUUAUUUAGAUUUUUCAUUUGUAAAAGCAGAUGAAUUUAAUUUAGUAUUCGCUGGUGGAGAUAAUAGAGAUUAUUCACCAUUGGAGAGUUGUAAUUAUAUAAGAUGUACAACAAAACCAUGUAUUAAAUUACCACCAAACACAAAAUUUAUAAUGAAUUGGUGUUACCUUAAUAUAUCAACAUUUGAUUUCAAAAAUGUUUCAGCAAUUACAAUAAACAAUAAUAGAUUACAUCAAACCUUCCCAGUGGAGGUUUUUAAUUUUAAUCAAGAUAAAUUCAAGAUAAAUAUUAAUGAUAAUAAUUUCACAGGUACUGUUCCACAAGAGUUUUGUUAUUUGGAAAUGGGAAAUUUUUAUUUUGGUAAUAAUGACUUCUCUGAUGUCCCAACAUGCUUUAGUUGUCUUGGUACAAGAUAUUUUGGUGGUUACGAUCCAACAUAUGUAUCUGUCAAUCCAUGGAAAGGUAAUAAUUUCCCCGAUUAUGGAACAACAUGUAACACUUUCAAUUUCACAAAACAGUUCAAUUAUGUUGCAAAAACAGAUGGAUCAACUAUUUUAACAAUAUACGGUACUGAUUUUGGAUGGUAUAUUAAAAAUCCAUUAUAUUUGAGAGUUGGUGUACCAAAUAAAUAUCUUAUUAUUCCAGUUCCAAUGGGUAUUGGAAGAGGAGAGCAAUCAACUGGAUUUACGAAUGAUAAAUUUCUCUCAUUUAACUAUACAUAUGAAGAACCAAUAAUUACAUCAUUCUCUUACAAUAGUACCGGUACUCCAAAACUUUUAAUUACUGGUUCUGGAUUUAAUUUUAUUGGAAAAAAUAAUGUUACCAUAGAUGGUGUAGUUUAUACUUUUUCACAAGCAUAUACUUAUCAAUACAAUGGUUCAAUUUAUCCUACCGUUUUAAUGAAUAAUUUUCCAAAUGGUAACAAAUUUACAGUAUCAAUUAAUGUUGGUGGUGUUCAAUCAAAAAAUGUUACAUUUGAUUUAGAUUCUUCUUCAGGAGGUAGUUCAACUACAGCUGGUCCAACUACAGCUGGUUCAACUACAGCUGGUUCAACAACAUCAGUAACUUCAGGAAGUGGUUCAACAAUAGGUGGUUCAACAACAUCAAGUUCUCAAACAACUUCAUCUAAAUCCUCCUCAACUGAUGACUCAUCAAAUCAUCCUUCCUCAUCUUCUAUACUUAAUGUAUCACUCAUUUCAUUUAUAUUUUUAAUUAUUGCUUCAAUUAUUAUAUAA
Dictyostelium discoideum AX4 is the source of this 2124-nucleotide messenger RNA. RefSeq lists its product as hypothetical. Bases 1 to 2124 code for a protein of 707 amino acids. The transcript is spliced from 2 exons. The record is from RefSeq and is a predicted model, not a curated record. Lineage: Eukaryota; Evosea; Eumycetozoa; Dictyosteliales; Dictyosteliaceae.